Rodentolepis nana is the source of this 2478-nucleotide messenger RNA. Lineage: Eukaryota; Metazoa; Platyhelminthes; Cestoda; Cyclophyllidea; Hymenolepididae. The record is from the annotation of a GenBank genome assembly.
AUGGCUGGUUAUCCUCCUCCUUAUGGUAUUCCUCCAAUGACUUAUGCUUCCCAACCAUAUUACGGGUAUGGUGUUCCUGUUGCACCUAUUGCAACGCCAAGAACUACGUGGACUGAACAUACUUCCCACGAUGGCAGAAAAUAUUAUUACAAUACUCUAACGAAGGUCACAACCUGGGAUAAACCAGAUGAGUUAAAGUCAUCGUCAGAAAAAGCAAUAUCCGAUUGUCCUUGGAAAGAAUUUAUUGCGGACAGCGGAAAACCCUAUUAUUACAACUCGGAGACGAAGGAAUCUGUGUGGACAAAGCCACAAGCUCUAAUUGAUGCCGAACAGAAAGCUUCUACUGCUACACCUAAUAAACCCUCUCUAGCUACUGUUCCAUGUGCUGCUCUAAAUGGAACACCAAUUACUCCCUCAACGCCUGCAGAAGAGACCAAACCCAGCGAACCUUCAGAAUUGGAAAGGGCAAUGAAAGCCACUUUGGAAUCUAUUGCCACGGAAACCACUGAAUCCACUCAAAUUCCUCUCCCACCUACUGAGGCAACAUCACAAGAUGCUCCAUCUGCUCCUGAGUAUAAAACCCGCGGUGAAAUGGCUGAAGGGCUGCGUCGACUUUUUCGGGACAAAAAGGUCCCGGGUAAUGCAACUUGGGAGCAGGCUUUAAAGCUAAUUAGUGAUGAUCCAAGAUAUAACGUUUUGAAGAACUUUGUUGAGAAGAAACAAAUCUUCAAUGUCUACAAAUCCCAACGUCAGAAGGAGGAACGCGAAGAACAGCGAAUGCAGAUUAAGCAGGCAAAGGAGAAUUUGGAGAAAUUUCUGCUUCAAACAAGAGAAAUUCACUCGACCAUGUCUUAUAGGAAAGUUGACCAAGUUCUUGCUGACGUGCCAGAAUGGACCAGUGUACCUGAACAUGAUCGAAAAAUUCUCCUUUCAGAAGCAAUGAAUGAAAUUAUCAAACGAGAAAAGGAGGAGGCGAAGGCUCUUAGAAAGAAGAAUAUUAAGACUUUCAAUGAAAUUCUCAGCAACAUGCCCAAUUUGACUUACAGAACUACCUGGAAUGAGGCUCAGCAAAUGUUGCUAGAUGAACCUAAAUUUACGGAAGACAAGGAUUUGCAGUGCCUUGACAAAGAAGAUGCGUUAAUUCGUUUCGAGGAGCACAUCCGAAUGUUGGAACGAGAACAUGACGAGGAACGUGAACGCGAAAAGCGCAAACAGAAAAGAAUUCAACGAAAAAAUCGUGAAGCCUUCUCUGUCCUUCUGGAUGAAUUGAAGGAGCAUCAACUCCUGACUUCGGUUUCGAUGUGGAAGGAGCUUUUCCACAUCAUUAAUAGAGAUGAACGCUUCCACGCUAUGCUUGCUCAACGUGGGUCUACACCUCUGGAUCUAUUCAAAUUCUACACUGAGAAAUUGAAGUAUCGAUUGCCGGCGGAUAAGAAAAUCAUGAAGGAAAUUCUAAAAGAAAAGAACUACACUGUGGAACUCUCCACUGAAUUUGAUGCUUUCAAAGCAAUGGUACUGGAAGACGAGCGGUGCAGGACAUUGGACAUGGGCAACUUGCGAAUUAUUUUCGACGGUCUUAUGGAGAAGGCUCGUAAUCGUGACAAGGAGCGUCAACGGGAGGAGGCGCGUAAAAUUCAGAAGUUUGAGCAAUCCUUUGUAGACAUGCUCCGUCAGGCUGAUCCCCCCAUUGAAGCUUCCACGCCUUGGGAGGAGGUUGCCGAACGAUUCGCCUCGAAUCCCACCUUCAAUGCAAUAACUCUUCAAUCAGAGCGUCUUCGAUUGUUCAAGGAGUUCCUCAUUCAACGAGACGCUUCCAAUAGCCACGAAGGAAAGUCAAGUAAAUCACACCCUGAUAGGUCCAGAUCUCGGGAAACCCGAAGGUCAGACGCUGAGGAGGAAGAAAAGAAGGAAAGAAGUCGGGAUCGUGACCGGGACCAUGAGCCCGGCGAAGACAUUGGCGAUGACAAUGUUUCUGAAGACGAUCGUCAUAGGUCUAGCGACAAGCGUUCUUCCCGUAAGCAUAAAAAACAUCGAAAUCAUCGCCGCCAUCAUGAUUCAGAUGAUGACUCCGGUUCUCGAAAAAAGCGCAAGAAGUCUAAGAAAUCCCGCAGCAGUCGUCAUGGUGACGGUUGUAGUAGUGGGAAGUCAUCUAAGCACCGGAGCCGGAAGCGGAGCCACAGUGUUAUCUCUGAUGAAGAGGUCGAAGAGAAUCGUGAUCAUCGUAGAGAUUAUUCAGAAGAUGAAAGCGGGCCAUCUCCGGCUAAAAGGUCAAUUCGUGAUGAAAAGGAUGAGAGAGAAAAUUCGCAGAUGGUUUCUGAAGUGUCUCCAACGGAAGAGGUCGUGGAAGGGUCGUCUUCAUCCAAACGUCGCCGACGAGACAGUCAUCCUAGACACCAUCGACGCCGCCAGACGACGCGGGAAGAUGGAGAAGCCGAUAGCUCGGAUAGCGUCAGCAGUGGUGCAGAGGGAGCUGAAUAA